Messenger RNA from Cucumis sativus (cucumber), 6279 nucleotides. RefSeq names its product myosin-10. Lineage: Eukaryota; Viridiplantae; Streptophyta; Magnoliopsida; Cucurbitales; Cucurbitaceae. The transcript has 8 exons. The coding region runs from base 457 to 5886 and encodes 1809 amino acids. The record is from RefSeq and is a predicted model, not a curated record. Gene Ontology annotation, cellular component: cytoskeleton.
AAAUUACAGUAGUGAAUUAGCAUCAUCAUCAUCCCCUUGAGGCUUGAGCCCAUUCGAUUGAGACGAACAAUGGCGCUAAAUCAUCAGAUCAACUGUUUCCCCAAGUGAAUCGCGUCAAACUCUGCAGGGUCAUGUGCAAAACUUCGUCGACCUGUUGAUCCAUUAUUCAUACAACACGAUUACUCAUUCAUUGUACGGAUUCGCGUUACUGGGUUUUCUGAUUUCCAUUUCCAUUACGCGCCAUUUGGAUUUAUUUAUUUAUUAUUAUUAUUUUUUUGAAUUUGUCAUUCAACGAAUUGGGGGUGUUGGGUUGUAGAUUUUUUUAUGGGUUUGAUGGUUAUUUGAUUCAAAUUAGGUUUCAUUAUUGAGCUUCUUGAUUUGUUAGUAUUGGUUUUGUUGUGUUUGAGAUCUAGUUCCCGUUGUGAGGUUAGGGCGGUUGGGUUAUGAGAUAUCGACAUGUCUGAGAAUCAUGAUCCAGAACAGGCGCUGCAGAGUUUAGGAAAUGGAGCUGAAUGGGUGGAAGGUGUGGUCAAUAUUAAUGUUGGGGAGUCAUCUUCUCAGAAUGACUCCGUUUUGCAGUCCUCUGAAGUUUCCACUGGAUUUUCUUCUUCUGAAUCCAACCGGGAAUCAACGUUGUCGCCAGUGGGUACUCUUACCGAAGGUGCAAAGAACUCUGGAAAAGAUGGUCCAGAUGGUACUGUUGUAGUCGAAGAUGCUGGAAAAGAAGAUAUGUUUGUGGACUGCCCGGACGAGUUAGUUGGCAAUGUUGAUAGCAGAGAAGUAGCAGCAGCUGCUGAAAUUCAAGGUAGUUUGAUGGAGGAAACGCCUUCUGAUAUGCAACAGGAAUUACAGUAUGAGGUGGAAAAGGUUUCUCCGAUGCACGAGGAAGAAAGAGAGACUUUUGUGCAAGAAUUUCUUAUCAUUUGUCGCCAACUCAAGGCUGCUACUAAUCAACCGUUGAUGCUCGAUUUUAGCGGCAGUCAUGGAAUCAAGCACGUGGAAGAAAACAAUCUGGGUACUAAUACCACAUUGAAAGACCUUGUCAAUGAAUGCUCACAAUUGGUUAAUAGAACUUUAGAUCAACGGUUGCAGUAUGAAGCUACUAUAGGAGAACUCCGUAAUAACCUUUUAGUGAAGGAUCAAGAGAUUGAAUAUCUUAAUGCAAAGGUUAUUGAAAUUUCAGUGUCUGAUCAAGUUGUUCGCUCUUAUGCAAAUUCAAUUGAAGAUUCUAUGAAAGUUUCAUCAGAAAAGGAGAGGGAUAUGGAAGCCACAUUAGAUAGAGUGUUAACUUCUCUCAACUCACUACUGAAUCAGGAACAUCUUCUUGAUGAUUCUAUAUCAGAAAAAACACUUAAUGUUGAAAGAAGCACUUCUCUGUUAAUUGAUAAUUAUAACAGAAUCCUUCUGGAUAUCAAUCAACUCCAAAAAUGUUUAUCUGGGACAGAGUCAGACAUCAUCGUUACAGACGUUGGAACAAUUUUGGCCUCUGCUCAGGAUGAUUUAAUUCGACUCAAAGCUAAAGAGGUAAGCAAUGUUGAAAAAAUUUAUCACCUGGAGGAUGAAAAUAGAAGAUUGGCAGAGGAGCUAGACAAUUGCAGGUUGAGAGCUGAAACUGUUAAUGGAGAACUUGGAAAGGCAAAGAGUGAGCUGGAGCAGGAAAGGAUGAGGUGUGCUAAUACCAAAGAAAAGUUAACAAUGGCUGUGACAAAAGGGAAGGCAUUAGUACAGAAACGUAAUUCAUUAGAGCAGUCUUUAGCUGAAAAGGUUAGAGAACUCGAAAAAGUUUCUGUCGAAUUACAAGAGAAAUCAAUUGCUUUGGAGGCUGCCGAACUAAUUAAGGUUGACUUGGCUAAAAAUGAUACUUUAGUUGCAUCACUUCGGGAAAAUUUGUUGCAAAGGAACACGAUCCUUGAAAGUUUUGAGGAUAUUAUAUCUCAACUUGAUGUUCCUCAGGAACUUAAAUCAGUGGACAGUAUGGAAAGACUCAAGUGGCUUGUGGGCGAGAAAAAGGUUCUAGAGGCUAUUUUAUUGGAGUUUUACAAAUUAAAAGAUGCUGUAAACUUAUCUGAUUGGCCAGAUUUGAUUGCACCUUAUGACCUGAAAUCUUCUGUUAGUUGGCUUAAGGAAGCAUUUUUUCAAGCUAAAGAUGAAAUAACGAUCUUGCAAGAUGAACUUGCUAAAACAAAAGAAGCAGCACAGGCAGAGAUUGACCGGAUAAGUGCAUUAGUUUUAAUCAGAUUACAGGAAAAGGACUAUCUCCAGGAGCAGUUGGAUGACUUGUCAAACAAAUACGAAGAAGCCAGGAUAAAAGAGCAUGAGAAUUCGUUGGAGAAGGCUCAAAUCAUAAAAAUGUUACAAGAAGAAUCUGGAGUGACAACAGAUAAUGGAGGGAUUAGUGAAACUUUGUUGGAUCUGAACUUGCUUGUUUACAAAUACAUUCAAAGGUUAAAAGAGCAGGCUUGUGCUUCUGCUGAAAUUUCUGGUGAAUAUGUGGAAUCUUUUGAAAAGGUUCAUACUCUUUUGUAUAUCAGUCAUCAAGAUUUGAUGCUCUAUGAUAUAAUACUGGGAGAGGAGUCUUCUAAUUUGAGUAAUUGCCAGACUAGGUUAAGAUUAAUAUCUGAAGAACAUAGAGAACUGAAGGAGGAAAAUGACUCUUUGCAGAAGGAUCUUCAGAGAUCAGAGGAGAAAUAUGCUAUGCUAAGGGAAAAGUUGUCCUUGGCAGUCAAGAAAGGCAAAGGACUGGUCCAGGACAGGGAAAAUAUGAAAAGUCUCUUGGAUGAUAAGAACUUAGAAAUAGAGAAGUUGAAACUACAAUUAAAUAGUCUAGAAUCUACAGUUGCUGAUUUCAGAAGUCAAAUCAAUUUGUUGUCUAUUGAUACACAACGCAUUCCGGAGUUGGAGUCUGAACUUGGUAUCUUAAAUGACAAAUGCAAUCAAUAUGAACAGUUCUUGUUGGAGAGCAAUAAUAUGUUACAGAAAGUAAUUGAAUCUAUCGAUGGAAUUGUUCUUCCUAUUAAUAUUGUUUUUGAAGAGCCUGUAGCUAAGCUGAAGUGGAUUUCAGAAUACAUUAGGGAAUCUCAUGAUGCUAAGACACGUACUGAACAAGAAUUGGAGAAUGUUAAAGAGGAAUCAAAUGCUAUGGAAAGUAAAUUAGGAGAUACUUUAGCUGCUAUGAAAUCAUUGGAAGAUGCAUUAUCAUCCGCGGAGAACAAUGUUUUUCAACUUUCCAAGGAUAAAGGGGAAAUAGAAUCUAGUAAGACACAAAUUGAACAGGAAUUACAGAAAGCAUUGGAUGAAGCCUAUUCUCAGUCCAGCAUGAUCUCUGCGGAAGCUUCUUCAUCUAUGAGUCUUCUUCAAGAGUCGCUAUCACUGGCAGAAAAUAAAAUAUCUGUGCUUGUCAAAGAGAAAGAAGAAGCUGAAGUCUGUAAGGUCACUGCAGAGACAGAGUCUAAGAAAGUCAAGGAGCAAGUAGCUGUUCAGACAGAUAGACUUGCAGAGGCCCAGGGAACUAUAAACAGAUUAGAAAAGACAUUGACUGAGCUUGAAACCAAUGUUGCUUUGCUGACGGAACAGAAUGCUGAAGCACAAAGUGCUAUAGAGAAGCUAGAGCAUGAGCGAAAGGUAUUGCAAGAGGAAGUAAGCUCUCAAGCUAGCAAAGUUGUUGAGGCAGUGGAAACAAGAAAAUCCUUGGAAGAUUCAUUACUUAAGGCAGAAAAUAAAAUUUCUAUAAUUGAAGGAGAGAGGAAAAUUUCUGAAAACGAGAUAUUUGCUCUAAAUUCCAAAUUAACUGCAUGCAUGGAAGAGUUGGCUGGGUCAAAUGGUAGCUUAGAAAGCAGAUCUGUAGAGUUUGCAGGCUACCUCAAUGAUCUUCAUAAGUUUAUUGCAGACGAGACAUUGUUGACUGUGGUGACUGGAUGCUUUGAGAAGAAGCUUGAGAGUCUAAGAGAGAUGGAUAUCAUUCUGAAGAACACCAGGAAUUGUCUUAUUAAUAGCGGCAUAAUAGACUCUCAUAAUCACCAUGCUGUCAUGGAUCUGAAUGGCAUGGAAAGCCUCUCUCAUGGAAAGCUCCUUGAUUUUGAUGUUGAAAGUGAAACUCGUAAGGCGGUUGUUGAAGAUGAUGUUGGUAAUAUUUCAUCAUCUUUCAGAAAGAUUCUGGAAGAAAUAUGGUUAAAGAACAAAAAAUUUACAGAUUAUUUUGAAGGUUUCUCCUCUUCAAUGGACGGGUUUGUUGCUGAUCUGUUAAAAAAUGUGCAAGCAACAAGGGAGGAAAUAGUUUUUGUGUGUGGACAUGUGGAGUCCUUGAAAGAGAUGGUGAAGAAUCUCGAAAUGCAUAAACAAGAACAAGAAAUUACCAGAGUGAUGUUGGAAAACGAUGUUUCACUUCUAAUAUCGGUUUGUGUUGACACAACUAAAGAACUUCAGUUUGAAAUGACCAACCAUCUACUUCUACUCAGCCCCGUUCCCGAUUUUGACAACUUGAAGGAUGCCAAACUCAUGGAAAGUAGUGAGACUAGUGGAGCUUCAGCUGUAGAGUCUCAAGUGAAAUCAUGUAGUAGCAAAUCAGCUGCCGCUGCAGAACAAUUAUUAACUGCUAUUAGAAAAGUUCGAUCUAUGUUUGAGCAGUUUGAGAGCACUAGCAAGGUUGCAGCUAGUAGAAUUCAAGAUAUGCAGCAUAGAUUGGAAAUAUCUGAGGCAACAACUGAAAAAGUUAAAGCGGAAAAGGACUUGAACCAAAAUUUGGUGGGUAAGUUGGAAACUGAUUUACAACUAUUACAGAGUACCUGUGAUGAAUUUAAGCGACAACUGGAGGCUUGUCAAGCAACCGAAGAAAAGUUAAAAGAAAGGGAAGCUGAAUUUUCAUCAUUGUAUAAUAGUAUGCUGGUGAAAGAACAAGAUGCAAAAGACUGCGUUUUGUCAACAAUGCAAAUGAAAGCCCUCUUUGAGAAAGUUAGAAGGACUGAGAUCUCUUUGCCUGACUCAGAACACCUAGAUCUGGAAGAAUAUGAUUCACCUGAUGUAAAGAAGCUCUUUUACCUAGCUGAUUAUGUUUCCGAGUUACAAAAUCAGCUCAACUUAUUAUCUCAUGACAAGCAAAAGCUGCAAUCUACAGUGACUACACAAAUACUUGAAUUUGAACAGCUGAAAGAGGAGUUUGACCGGGUAUCAAGGAAUCAACUUGAUUCAGAGAAGAUGAAGAAAGAUCUCUCGGAGAUUUCUUUAUCUUUGGUACAAAUGAUUAGUUCGUUGGAUAGUAACUACAAUGGAGAAUCGAAGUCAGAUGGCUUGAAGGGACUAGUAAGAACAUUAGGAAAGCAGAUUCUGGAUAUGCUCUCAGAAUCUGAAAAUUCAAAAACCAAAAUUGAGGAACUGAGUAAAAGGUUAAUAGGGAGCCAAAAAAUCAUAGAUGAACUAACUGCCAAGAAUACGCUACUUGAAGAGUCACUUCAAGGGCGGACAUCCCCACCAGAGAUCAUCAAAGAAAGGAGCAUUUUUGAAGCACCUUCCUUUCCAUCUGGAUCAGAGAUAUCAGAGAUUGAAGAUGCGGGACCAUCUGGGAAAAGUGCAAUACCACCUGUUCCACCAGCCUCAGCUGCCCAUGCACGAACUUUGCGAAAAGGUUCAACUGAUCAUCUUACGAUCGAUGUGGAAACAGAAUCUGAUCGUCUACUAGAAAAGGGCUUGGAAAGUGAUGAAGACAAAGGUCACGUGUUCAAAUCACUCAAUACAUCAGGUCUCAUCCCAAGACAAGGAAAACUUAUUGCAGAUCGAAUUGAUGGAAUUUGGGUUUCUGGCGGGCGAAUUUUAAUGAGUCGUCCAGGUGCAAGGCUCAGCCUCAUCACCUACUGUUUCUUGUUACACAUAUGGUUACUGGGAACCAUUUUGUGACCAAAUAGAAGACCAUCCACCACCUAAGGGAAUUUCCUUCAAGUGUUGGUAAUUUGUAUCAUGUACAUUGCAACCAUACUUUUCUUUUCUUUUUUUCUUGGUUCAUUUAUUGACUUCGUUAGAUUAUACCUAUUGUCACGCCUAUAUUUGAUUCUCGGAGCUCAACUUUUAGGAGUUCAGAGAACUUUCUUCUUUUUUGUAUUUGCUAGAUGAUAGAUCAAGUUAUAGAUGAAUAAUAGAAUAUAGGCCUUGAUACUUUUCCUUUUCAUUUCCAUUUCCAUUUCCAUUUCGGUUUCUUCGAUUGACCAUUUUCUUUAGUUUACAUGGUCAAUUGUGUAACUUUCUACGCUACCAAGACAUGAAGAAAAAGUACAAUGACCAAACUUAUUCCUA